UCCUCCUUUCCUCCUUCCCGCCCGCCCCCGAGCCAUGGCGAGCGGGACCAGGGACGUUCGGAAGCUCUUCAUCUUCACCACGACCCAGAACUACUUCGGGCUGGCGUCGGAGCCCGGGGACCAGUCGCCGCUGCACGACUGCCUUGAAGUCAACAACUUCUUGGACGACGGCAACCAGAUGCUCCUCCGGGUGCAGCGACCCGACGCCGGACUCGCCUUCUCCAACACGAUUGAAUUUGGUGACACAAAAGAUAAAGUGCUGGUGUUUUUCAAGCUGCGUCCUGAAGUAAUUACUGACGAAAAUCUACAUAAUAACAUUCUUGUUUCGUCUAUGUUAGAGUCACCUAUUAGUUCUCUUUACCAAGCAGUACGGCAAGUAUUUGCACCUAUGUUGUUAAAGGAUCAGGAAUGGAGCAGAAAUUUUGAUCCUAAACUUCAGAAUCUUUUGAGUGAACUAGAAGCUGGUUUGGGUAUAGUUUUACGAAGAUCAGACACUAACUUAUCAAAACUGAAAUUUAAGGAAGAUGAUACACGAGGAAUUCUUACACCAAGUGAUGAGUUCCAGUUUUGGAUAGAGCAAGCUCAUCGUGGGAGUAAACAGAUUAAUAAAGAGCGAGCCAGUUAUUUUAAAGAAUUAUUUGAAACAAUUGCAAGAGACUUUUGUAACUUGGACAGUCUUUCCUUGUUAGAAGUUGUUGACUUGGUGGAGACUACUCGUGAUGUUGUAGACGAUGUGUGGAGACAGACAGAACAUGAUCAUUACCCUGAGGCACGGAUGCUGCAUCUCUUAGACGUCAUAGGUGGUUCAUUUGGAAGAUUUGUUCAGAAAAAAUUGGGAACUUUGAACCUUUGGAAAGAUCCUUAUUAUCUUGUGAAAGAAAACCUAAAAGCUGGUAUUUCAAUUUGUGAACAGUGGGUGAUCGUCUGUAACCAUCUAACAGGUCAGGUGUGGCAACGCUAUGUUCCUCAUCCAUGGAAAAAUGAAAAAUAUUUCCCAGAAACACUUGACAAACUGGGCAAACGCCUUGAAGAGGUCUUGGCUGUUAGAACAAUUCAUGAGAAGCUUCUCUAUUUUUUACCUGCCAGUGAAGAGAAAAUCGUGUGCCUGGCUCGAGUAUUUGAACCUUUUACUGGCCUGAAUCCUGUGCAGUAUAAUCCAUAUACUGAGCCUUUGUGGAAAGCUGCAGUGUCUCAAUAUGAAAAAAUUAUUGCACCUGCAGAACAAAAAAUAGCAGGAAAAUUGAAAAAUUAUUUUUCAGAAAUUCAAGACAGUCCACAGCAGCUUCUUCAAGCAUUUCUGAAAUAUAAAGAGUUGGUGAAGCGUCCAACUAUAAGCAAAGAAUUGAUGUUAGAACGAGAAACUUUACUGGCAAGACUUGUGGAUUCAGUUAAAGAUUUUCGAUUAGACUUUGAGAAUCGGUGCCGAGGAAUUCCUGGUGAUGCAUCUGGACCACUUUCUGGCAAAAAUCUUUCAGAAGUUGUCAAUAAUAUAGUUUGGGUUCGUCAGUUGGAGUUGAAGGUAGACGACACUAUCAAGAUUGCAGAGGCUCUUUUAUCUGACUUGUCAGGAUUUCGAUCUUUCCACCGAAGUGCUGAAGAUCUCUUAGACCAAUUUAAACUCUAUGAACAAGAACAGUUUGAUGAUUGGUCCAGGGAUAUUCAGUCAGGUUUGUCUGAUUCCAGAUCUGGUUUGUGUAUUGAGGCUAAUAGUCGAAUUAUGGAAUUAGAUCCUAUUGAUGGCUCCUUAAAAGUACAUUAUUCAGAUCGUUUGGUGAUUCUUCUGAGAGAAGUUCGUCAGCUUUCUGCACUUGGCUUUGUUAUUCCAACCAAAAUACAACAAGUUGCAAACAUUGCACAGAAAUUCUGCAAGCAAGCAAUUAUUCUCAAACAAGUGGCACAUUUUUAUAAUUCUAUUGAUCAGCAAAUGAUUCAAAGUCAGAGGCCAAUGAUGUUACAAUCUGCGUUAGCAUUUGAACAGAUAAUUAAGAAUUCAAAAGCAGGAAGUGGAGGAAAAUCACAAAUUACUUGGGAUAAUCCUAAAGAAUUAGAAGGCUACAUCCAAAUACUCCAAAAUGCUGCUGAACGACUUGCCACUGAAAAUAGAAAACUAAGAAAAUGGCACACUACAUUUUGUGAAAAGGUGGUUGCUCUUAUGAAUAUUGAUCUACUUCGGCAGCAACAGCGCUGGAAAGAUGGAUUACAAGAACUGAGGACUGGCUUAGCAAGUGUGGAAGCACAGGGGUUCCAAGCAAGGGACAUGUGUGCAUGGAAACAGCACUGGAAUCACCAACUGUACAAAGCUCUGGAGCAUCAGUAUCAGAUGGGCUUAGAAGCACUUAACGAGAAUCUGCCAGAAAUCAACAUAGACUUAACUUACAAACAGGGACGAUUACAAUUCAGGCCCCCUUUCGAAGAAAUCCGGGCUAAAUAUUACAGAGAAAUGAAGAGAUUCAUCAGCAUUCCCAAUCAGUUUAAGGGCGUGGGUGAGGCAGGAGACGAAUCUGUUUUUUCUGUUAUGAUUGAUAGAAAUGCAAGUGGAUUUCUGACUAUUUUCAGCAAAGCAGAAGAUCUGUUUAGAAGAUUAUCAGCUGUUUUGAAUCAACAUAAGGAAUGGAUUGUAAUCGGGCAAGUUGAUAUGGAAGCUCUGGUGGAAAAACAUCUUUUUACUGUAUAUGAUUGGGAGAAAAAUUUUAAAGCAUUGAAAAUAAAAGGGAAAGAAGUAGAACGACUUCCAAGUGCUGUCAAGGUGGAUUGUUUAAAUAUUAAUUGCAGCCCUGUAAAGACUGUGAUUGAUGAUCUCAUCCAAAAGUUAUUUGAUCUGCUUGUUCUUUCUUUGAAGAAGUCUAUCCAGGCUCAUUUACAUGAAAUCGAUACAUUUGUCACUGAGGCUAUGGAAGUCUUAACAAUUUUGCCCCAGUCUGUGGAAGAAAUAGGUGAUGCAAAUUUACAAUAUAGUAAGCUACAGGAACGGAAGCCAGAGAUUUUGCCCUUAUUUCAAGAAGCUGAAGAUAAAAACAGACUUUUACGAACUGUGGCUGGUGGAGGUUUAGAAACAAUUAGUAACCUGAAAGCUAAGUGGGAUAAGUUUGAGUUGAUGAUGGAAAGUCACCAGCUUAUGAUUAAGGAGCAGAUGGAAGUGAUGAAAGGAAAUGUGAAGUCACGUCUUCAGAUCUAUUAUCAAGAACUGGAAAAAUUUAAAGCUCGUUGGGACCAGCUAAAGCCUGGUGAUGAUAUUAUUGAAACUGGCCAACAUAAUACUCUUGAUAAAAGUGCGAAGUUAAUAAAAGAGAAAAAAAUUGAGUUUGAUGAUCUUGAAGUCAUAAGAAAAAAGCUGAUUGAUGAUUGCCAUCAUUUUGGAUUAGAGGAGCCUAACUUCUCUCUGGCUUACAGUACCUCUAAAGACAUUGAGAGCUGUGCACAAACUUGGGCCCUUUAUGAAGAGUUUCAGCAAGGAUUUCAGGAAAUGGCCAAUGAGGACUGGAUUACUUUUCGGACUAAGACAUAUCUGUUUGAGGAAUUUUUGAUGAAUUGGCAUGACAAAUUAAGGAAUAUGGAAGAACAUUCAGGGAUGACAGUGAAAUUACAAUCAGAAGUUGACAAAUAUCAGAUUGUAAUUCCUAUCUUGAAAUAUGUGAGAGGGGAGCAUCUGUCUCCAGAUCACUGGCUUGACCUUUUUCGUCUACUUGGCCUUCCGAGGGGGACUAGUCUAGAGAAAUUACUGUUUGGUGAUUUGCUCAGAGUUGCUGACACAAUUGUAGCCAAAGCUGCAGACCUUAAAGAUUUAAAUAGUCGGGCACAAGGUGAAGUUACAAUCAGAGAAGCUUUACGUGAACUUGAUCUUUGGGGAGUUGGAGCAGUGUUUACAUUGACUGAUUAUGAAGACAGCCAAAGUCGAACUAUCAAGCUGAUUAAAGACUGGAAAGAUACAGUAAAUCAGGUUGGAGAUAACCGAUGCCUUCUUCAGUCCUUAAAGGAUUCUCCUUAUUAUAAGGGAUUUGAAGAUAAAGUGUCAGUUUGGGAAAAAAAACUUGCAACAUUAGAUGAGUACCUGCAGAAUUUAAAUCAUAUUCAGAGAAAAUGGGUAUAUUUGGAACCCAUUUUUGGCCGAGGGGCAUUGCCAAAAGAACAGACACGCUUCAACAGAGUUGAUGAAGAUUUUAGAUCUAUAAUGUCCGACAUCAAGAAGGACAACAGAGUCACAACAUUAACUACUCAUGCAGGAAUCAGAAAUUCUCUACUAACGAUUCUUGAUCAGCUUCAGAGAUGUCAGAAAUCAUUAAAUGAAUUUUUGGAGGAAAAACGGUCAGCAUUCCCAAGAUUUUAUUUCAUUGGUGAUGAUGAUUUAUUAGAAAUAUUGGGCCAGUCUACCAACCCAUCAGUGAUUCAGUCUCAUCUUAAGAAGCUAUUUGCUGGUAUUAACAGUGUAUGCUUUGAUGAAGAAUCAAAACAUAUAACAGCAAUGAAGUCUUUAGAGGGAGAAGUUGUACCUUUUAAAAAUAAAGUUCUUCUAUCAAAUAAUGUAGAAGCUUGGUUGAAUGAUUUGGCCUUGGAAAUGAAGCAAACUUUGGAACAGUUGUUGAAGGAAUGCGUUACUACCGGGCAAAGUUCUCAAGGUGCAGUCGACCCAUCUUUGUUCCCUUCACAGAUAUUAUGCUUGGCGGAGCAGAUUAAAUUCACUGAAGAUGUGGAAAAUGCAAUCAAAGAUCAUAGUCUUCAUCAGAUUGAAACACAACUUGUGAAUAAGUUAGAGCACUAUACUAACAUCGAUACUGGUUCUGAGGAUCCAGGGAAUACUGAAUCGGGCAUCCUGGAGCUUAAACUUAAAGCACUCAUUCUUGACAUUAUUCAUAAUAUUGAUGUGGUGAAGCAGUUAAACCAAGUUCAAAUUCAUAGUACUGAAGACUGGGCCUGGAAAAAGCAGCUUAGAUUUUAUAUGAAAAGUGAUUACACAUGCUAUAUUCAAAUGGUGGAUUCUGAACUUCAGUAUACUUAUGAAUAUCAGGGUAAUGCUCCCAAGUUGGUUUAUACGCCGUUGACAGACAAAUGCUACCUAACUCUCACGCAAGCCAUGAAGAUGGGACUUGGAGGAAACCCUUAUGGACCAGCUGGAACUGGAAAAACUGAAUCAGUAAAGGCUUUAGGUGGACUUCUUGGAAGACAAGUUUUAGUUUUUAAUUGUGAUGAGGGCAUUGAUGUGAAGUCAAUGGGGCGGAUAUUUGUCGGUUUGGUGAAGUGUGGAGCCUGGGGUUGUUUUGAUGAGUUCAAUAGGCUGGAGGAGUCUGUGCUGUCAGCGGUCUCUACGCAGAUCCAGACAAUUCAGGAUGCCUUGAAGAAUCACAGGAGUGUGUGUGAACUGCUUGGCAAGGAGGUAGAAAUAAAUUCUAACUCUGGAAUUUUUAUCACUAUGAAUCCUGCUGGAAAAGGUUAUGGAGGAAGACAAAAACUGCCUGACAAUCUUAAACAGCUUUUCAGACCAGUAGCUAUGUCUCGUCCAGACAAUGAGCUUAUUGCAGAAGUUAUUCUCUACUCAGAAGGCUUUAAAGAUGCAAAAGUACUAGGCAGAAAAUUGGUAGCUAUUUUCAAUCUAUCUAGGGAGCUUUUGACACCUCAGCAACAUUAUGAUUGGGGUUUGAGAGCUUUGAAGACAGUUCUAAGAGGAAGUGGAAAUCUUCUUAGACAGCUGAAGAAGCUGAAGAAAAAUGGCACUAAACAGAAUGCUAAUGAGAGUCAUAUUGUGGUCCAAGCAUUGAGGCUUAAUACAAUGUCAAAGCUUACAUUUGCUGAUUGCACCCGGUUUGAUGCAUUGAUUAAAGAUGUCUUUCCUGGAAUUGACUUUAAAGAAGUUGAAUAUGAUGAACUAAGUGCUGCAUUAAAGCAGGCCUUUGAAGAGGCCAAUUAUGAAAUCAUACCAAAUCAGAUCAAAAAGGCUUUAGAAUUGUAUGAACAGUUAUGCCAGAGGAUGGGAGUUGUUAUUGUUGGUCCAAGUGGUGCUGGCAAGUCGACUCUUUGGAGAAUGUUAAGGGCAGCACUUUAUAAAAUUGGCAAAGUAGUGAAGCAAUAUACUAUGAAUCCCAAAGCUAUGCCUAGAUAUCAAUUAUUAGGCCAUAUUGACAUGGACACAAGAGAAUGGUCUGACGGCGUUUUGACGAAUAGUGCUCGCCAAGUGGUUCGGGAACCUCAAGAUGUCAGCUCAUGGAUAAUCUGUGAUGGUGAUAUUGACCCCGAAUGGAUAGAAUCCCUGAAUUCUGUUCUGGAUGAUAAUCGACUGCUCACUAUGCCCAGUGGAGAAAGGAUUCAGUUUGGCCCAAAUGUGAACUUUUUAUUUGAAACGCAUGAUUUAAGUUGCGCCUCACCAGCCACAAUAUCUAGAAUGGGAAUGAUUUUUCUUAGUGAUGAAGAGACAGAUCUUAAUUCUCUGAUAAAAUCUUGGUUGAGGAAUCAGCCUGCUAAAUACAGGAGUAAUCUUGAAAAUUGGAUUGGAGAUUAUUUUGAAAAGGCAUUACAGUGGGUUCUAAAGCAGAAUGACUAUGUGGUAGAAACAAGUUUGGUUGGGACUGUGAUGAAUGGUUUGUCACAUCUACAUGGAUGCAAAGAUCAUGACCAAUUUAUCAUUAGUCUCAUAAGGGGACUUAGUGGAAAUCUAAACAUGAAAUCACGUUUGGAAUUCACCAAAGAGGUGUUUAACUGGGCACGAGAAUCUCCUCCAGACCCUCACAAACCAGUGGACACCUAUUAUGACUCUGUAAGGGGACGAUUAGCAUCUUAUGUGCUGAAGAAGCCAGAGAAUUUGACUGCGGAUGAUUUCAGUAAUGGCCAAGCUCUGCCCGUCAUCCAGACUCCUGACAUGCAGCGAGGUCUGGAUUACUUCAAACCCUGGUUGAGUUCUGACACUCAGCAGCCCUUUAUUCUUGUAGGACCAGAAGGAUGUGGCAAAGGAAUGCUGCUCAGGUAUGCCUUUUCCCAGCUCCGGUCCACUCAGAUUGCUACAGUUCAUUGUAGUGCGCAGACGACUUCUCGGCAUCUCCUGCAGAAACUCAGCCAGACUUGCAUGGUAAUCAGCACUAACACGGGCCGCGUGUACAGGCCCAAAGAUUGUGAGAGGCUUGUUCUGUACUUAAAAGAUAUCAACCUGCCCAAGCUUGAUAAGUGGGGGACCAGUACUUUGGUGGCUUUCCUACAACAGGUGCUGACUUAUCAAGGAUUUUAUGAUGAAAAUCUGGAAUGGGUUGGCCUAGAAAACAUUCAGAUUGUGGCUUCUAUGUCUGCUGGAGGAAGACUGGGAAGGCACAAGCUUACGACCAGAUUUACUUCUGUUGUUCGUCUUUGUGCUGUAGAUUACCCAGAGAGAGAGCAAUUGCAGACAAUUUAUGGAUCAUAUUUGGAACCAGUUCUACACAAAAAUCUGAAGAAUCAUUCUGUUUGGGGUUCUUCAUCAAAAAUUUAUCUCUUAGCUGGAUCUAUGGUACAAGUAUAUGAACAGGUGCGGGUCAAAUUUUCAGUUGAUGAUUAUAGUCACUAUUUUUUUACUCCCUGCAUUCUUACCCAGUGGGUUCUUGGCUUAUUUAGAUACGAUUUAGAAGGAGGAUCGUCAAACCAUCCACUAGAUUAUGUGUUGGAAAUUGUAGCAUAUGAAGCACGGCGCUUAUUUCGUGACAAAAUUGUUGGUGCAAAGGAUCUUCAUUUAUUUGAUAGCAUUUUGAUGUCAGUGCUUCAAGGAGAUUGGGGCUCGGAUAUACUAGACAAUAUGGCAGAUAGCUUCUAUGUGACAUGGGGAGCCCAGCAUAAUUCAGGAGCAAGGGCAGCCCCAGGACAACCAUUACCUCCACAUGGGAAACCUCUUGGAAAACUAAGCUCUGCAGAUCUCAAGGAUAUUAUUAAAAAGGGUCUUAUUCAUUAUGGACGAGAUAACCAGGAUUUAGAUAUUUUGCUUUUCCAAGAAGUUCUGGAGUAUAUAUCUAGGAUAGAUAGAGCGCUGAGUUUCCCUGGAGGGUCACUUCUGUUAGCGGGACGGAGUGGUGUGGGCCGGCGGACUGUCACCUCUUUAGUCAGUCAUAUGCAUGGAGCGGUGCUGUUUUCUCCAAAGAUUUCCAGAGGAUACGAACUGAAGCAGUUCAAAAAUGAUCUCAAACACGUGCUGCACCUUGCAGGGAUUGAAGCCCAGCAGGUGGUCUUACUUCUUGAGGACCACCAGUUUGUGCACCCUGCGUUUUUGGAGAUGAUCAACAGCCUUUUGUCCUCAGGUGAAGUUCCUGGACUCUAUACUCUUGAAGAAUUAGAGCCCUUGCUGUUGCCUCUUAAAGAUCAAGCUUCACAGGAUGGUUUCUGUGGGCCCAUCUUCAAUUACUUCACUUAUAGAAUUCAACAAAACCUGCAUAUUGUCUUGAUAAUGGAUUCUGCAAAUUUAAACUUUACAAUUAACUGUGAGAGUAAUCCAGCUUUGCAUAAGAAAUGCCAAGUGUUGUGGAUGGAGGGUUGGUCAGAUAGCAGUAUGAAGAAAAUUCCUGAAAUGUUAUUCAGUGAAAUGGGAGGUGAAGAAAAUUAUAAUGACAAGAAAAAGAAAGAAGAAAAUAAAAGAAAUUCAGUUGAUCCUGAUUUUCUAAAAUCAUUUUUGUUAAUCCAUGAGUCUUGUAAAGCAUAUGGUGCAACACCAAGCCGAUAUAUGACCUUUCUACAUGUGUAUUCCACCAUUAGUAGCAGCAAGAAAAAGGAAUUAUUAAAAAAACAAAGCCAUUUGCAGGCUGGUGUAUCCAAACUAAAUGAAGCUAAAGCUCUCGUGGAUGAGUUGAACAGAAAAGCUGCGGAACAAAGUGUCUUACUUAAAACCAAGCAAGGUGAAGCAGAUGCUGCCCUUCAAGAGAUCACAGUAUCAAUGCAGGAUGCUAGUGAGCAAAAAACAGAACUUGAAAGACUGAAGCACAAAAUAGCAGAAGAAGUUGUUAAAAUUGAAGAAAGAAAAAAUAAAAUUGAUGAUGAAUUAAAAGAAGUACAGCCUUUAGUCAAUGAAGCAAAACUAGCCGUUGGAAACAUUAAACCAGAGUCUCUUUCAGAAAUUCGCUCACUACGCAUGCCACCUGAUAUAAUCAGAGACAUUCUGGAAGGAGUUUUAAGGUUGAUGGGUAUCUUUGAUACAUCUUGGGUGAGCAUGAAAAGUUUCCUUGCAAAAAGGGGUGUAAGAGAAGACAUAGCAACCUUUGAUGCACGAAAUAUUCCAAAGGAAAUAAGGGAGAGUGUUGAAGAACUUCUUUUUAAAAAUAAAGCAUCUUUUGAUCCAAAGAAUGCCAAGCGUGCCAGUAUUGCAGCUGCACCUUUGGCCGCUUGGGUUAAAGCCAAUGUCCAGUAUUCCCAUGUCUUGGAACGAAUUCAGCCUCUGGAAACUGAACAAGCAGGCUUAGAAUCGAAUUUGAAAAAAACUGAAGACAGAAAAAGGAAACUAGAGGAGCUUCUUAAUUCUGUUGGUCAAAGGGUAUCAGAACUCAAAGAAAAAUUCCAGAGCAGGACUUCAGAAGCUGCCAAACUUGAAGCUGAAGUCAGCAAAGCACAAGAAACAAUCAAAGCUGCAGAAGUCUUAAUCAAUCAGCUUGAUAGGGAGCACAAGAGGUGGAAUGCACAGGUUGCAGAGAUAACAGAGGAAUUAGCAACUCUUCCUAAAAGAGCUCAACUUGCUGCUGCGUUUAUUACCUAUCUUUCUGCUGCGUCUGAGUCGCUGAGAAAGACGUGUUUGGAGGAGUGGACCAAGUCAGCUGGUCUUGAAAGAUUUGAUCUGAGGAGAUUUCUUUGUACUGAAAGUGAACAGUUAAUUUGGAAAAGUGAAGGCCUACCAUCAGAUGAUCUUUCUAUAGAAAAUGCUCUCGUUAUCUUACAGAUCAUUGGUUUGAAAUCAUGGAGUCGAGUAUGCCCAUUUCUUAUAGACCCUUCUUCCCAAGCUACAGAAUGGUUGAAAACACACUUGAAAGACUCACGUUUGGAAGUUAUUAAUCAGCAGGAUAGUAAUUUCAUUACAGCUCUUGAGUUGGCAGUUCGUUUUGGGAAAACCCUUAUUAUACAAGAGAUGGAUGGUGUAGAGCCUGUUCUGUAUCCAUUGUUGAGACGAGAUCUGGCCGCUCAAGGACCACGUUAUGUGGUACAAAUAGGUGACAAAGUUAUUGACUAUAAUGAAGAAUUCCGCCUCUUUUUGUCAACAAGAAAUCCAAAUCCCUUUAUUCCACCGGAUGCAGCUUCCAUCGUUACAGAGGUGAACUUUACUACAACAAGAAGUGGAUUACGAGGGCAGCUUUUGGCUCUAACCAUUCAGCAUGAGAAACCUGAUUUAGAGGAACAAAAGACAAAACUAUUACAACAGGAAGAAGAAAAGAAAAUACAGCUAGCCAAGCUUGAGGAAUCUCUUUUAGAGACACUUGCCACAUCUCAAGGCAAUAUUUUGGAAAAUAAGGAUCUGAUUGAAUCUUUGAAUCAGACAAAAGCAAGCAGUGCACUUAUUCAAGAGUCACUUAAAGAAUCUUACAAACUCCAAAUUUCUCUUGAUCAAGAGCGGGAUGCCUAUCUCCCCCUGGCGGAGAGUGCCAGCAAGAUGUUCUUCAUCAUCUCUGAUUUGUCCAAAAUUAAUAACAUGUAUCGGUUUAGUUUGGCUGCAUUUCUUCGACUUUUCCAACGAGCUCUACAAAACAAACAGGAUUCUGAAAAUAUGGAACAGAGAAUCCAGUCUCUUAUCAGCUCAUUAAAACAUAUGGUAUAUGAAUAUAUAUGCCAUUGUCUAUUUAAGGCUGAUCAAUUGAUGUUCGCUUUGCAUUUUGUUCGAGGCAUGCAUCCUGAACUUUUUCAAGAAAAUGAAUGGGAUACAUUUACAGGCGUGGUUGUUGGAGACAUGCUGCGGAAAGCUGACUCACAACAAAGAAUACGUGAUCAACUUCCAUCUUGGAUAGACCAGGAAAGAAGCUGGGCCGUGGCAACACUGAAGAUUGCUCUCCCUAGUCUAUAUCAGACCCUCUGCUUUGAAGAUGUAGCUCUGUGGCGUACUUAUUAUCAUAACUCCGUGUGUGAGCAAGAGUUUCCAUCUGUUCUUGCAAAGAAAGUUUCCUUAUUUCAGCAGGUUCUUGUAGUACAGGCUCUAAGACCGGACAGAUUGCAAAGUGCCAUGGCCCUUUUUGCAUGUAAAACUCUGGGACUGAGAGAGUUGUCACCACUUCCUUUAAAUCUCAAACGUUUAUACAAAGAGACCCUAGAAAUUGAACCUGUCUUGAUAAUCAUUUCUCCGGGUGCUGAUCCUUCUCAGGAACUUCAAGAACUUGCUAAUGCUGAGAGAAGCGGGGAGUGUUAUCACCAGGUUGCCAUGGGUCAAGGUCAAACUGAUUUAGCAAUUCAAAUGCUAAAAGAAUGUGCCCGCAAUGGAGACUGGCUCUGUUUGAAGAACUUACAUCUUGUAGUAUCUUGGCUGCCAGUUCUGGAAAAGGAAUUGAAUGCUCUUCAGCCUAAAGACACCUUUCGUCUUUGGCUCACUGCAGAAGUUCAUCCCAACUUUACUCCUAUUUUACUUCAGUCAAGUUUGAAAAUCACUUAUGAGUCACCUCCAGGUUUGAAGAAGAAUUUAAUGCGUACUUACGAGUCUUGGACUCCUGAGCAAAUUAGCAAAAAAGAUAACAUACAUCGUGCUCAUUCUCUCUUCAGUUUUGCAUGGUUUCAUGCUGUAUGUCAAGAAAGAAGAAAUUAUAUUCCACAGGGUUGGACAAAGUUUUAUGAGUUUUCGUCAUCAGACCUUCGGGCUGGGUACAACAUUAUUGACAGACUGUUUGAUGGUACCAAAGAUGUACAGUGGGAAUUUGUAAAUGGUUUACUUGAAAAUGCUAUCUAUGGAGGACGUAUAGAUAACUAUUUUGACCUUAGAGUUCUUCAGUCAUACCUGAAACAGUUUUUUAGUUCUUCAACUAUUGAUGUAUUAAGCCAGAGGAACAAGAAAAGCAUUUUCCCAUAUUCCAUAUCUCUACCAAAAUCCUGCAGCAUUUUGGACUAUCGUGCUGUCAUUGAAAAACUUCCAGAGGAUGACAAGCCGAGUUUUUUUGGUCUGCCUGCCAAUAUUGCGCGCUCAUCUCAGCGCAUGAUCAGUUCUCAG
This is a messenger RNA of Carlito syrichta (Philippine tarsier), 12103 nucleotides long. RefSeq names its product dynein cytoplasmic 2 heavy chain 1 (gene DYNC2H1). The record is from RefSeq and is a predicted model, not a curated record. The annotation marks the transcript as partial. Gene Ontology annotation, molecular function: ATP hydrolysis activity; ATP binding; dynein light intermediate chain binding. Gene Ontology annotation, biological process: microtubule-based movement. NCBI's taxonomy places the organism in Eukaryota, Metazoa, Chordata, Mammalia, Primates, Tarsiidae. Gene Ontology annotation, cellular component: dynein complex. The transcript is spliced from 83 exons.